CCUGUGGUUAUGUCUGCGUUUGGGGCGGCUUAGCGUGUCGACGAUUUCAUUUAUAAAUUAACAACGAAAUUGUGCAGUUUAUAACACAAUUUGUUACUUUUUAAACUAAUUCAAGAUGUCUUACAACACUAGAGGUGGUUACGCCGCUGCUCAAAGACCACAAACGCCCAGUAUUGGGGGCAUCGGCCAACGCAGGCCUCCCAACGUUGCAAAUAACUUCGUAUCCGGUGGACAACUGAAGUCCUCGGGGAUGUCCCCGCAACCUCAACAACCGCAACAACAACAACAACAGCUGAACAAGCCGCAACAGCAGCUCUAUCAACAGUGUACGGGCAUACAGUUUCGCAACCAAUCGCAGCCCCAGCAGCAACAACCUCAAGUUCAGCAAGUUCAACAGAAAGCCGUGUCGACUCCAUCGAAACAGGAGUCGUUGAAGAUGGAAAUGGCCGAUAUGGAAACGCCCCAGCAAGUGUCCCAGCAGAUUAGCCAAGCGAUCGAUGUGAACGAUGUCACCGAUGGGACGGGGUUGAUCGGGGCCAAACAGAGAAAGUUUUUUUGGCAAGGUAAUAAGAUAUCGAAGAAGGAGAAGUCUCGAAGGCGCAAUUUGAGAUUGAAUAAGAGAUUACAACCGAAAAACGCCGUGAUGAUUCUAAACGAAUUGGUGAAGAACGUGAAUUAUGUAAUAGAAGAAUUGCCGGUGAAAGUCAACGAUAAUCAAUUCAAAGUGACGGUUUCGUACGAGGGAGUCGAGCACGUGGGAUACGGUCACAGUAAAAUUCAGGCGAAAAACUACGCGGCCGAAGCGGCUUUGAAGCACUACGUGAAGGCCAACAGAUUGACGGAUAUGAAGAAAGCUGAAGAAGAGGAAAAAAUGGAUGUCGAACAAGAUGAAGCGAACCAAUCGCCGUUGCCUUGGCAACAUAUAGCUUCUUUUGCUUUGUAUAAAUUAUUCUGUUCGUGGGGCGAAGAUCCCAACAUUGUCAAGAAUCCAACGCAAAACUCUCCGGUAUUGAAUAAACCGCCCGAGAACCGACCGGCCAGGAAGAUGCCGGAGAAUCCCGAAAGCAUAAAUCCAUUGAUGUUGGUGAAUCAAAUGCUCCCUCACGCGGAAUUUGCGGAAAUCGGUAAAACCGGAGCACCCCCGAAUAUUAUGUUUUCGUUUACAUGUACUGUGGAUGGAGAAUCAUUCGUCGGGACUGGUCCGAAUAAGAAAGCUGCUAAGAAAAUGGCUGCCUUCGGAGCGUGUAGUAAAGUUUUAGGCGUGGAGUAUCCCAAAGAAGUGUAUGCCGGUGUUGUAGUUUAAUUAAUUUAUUUUAUAAAAUUAAUUUUGUUUAUUUUUUUGAAUACUUUAUUGUGUUUUUUAUAUUGAUCUGUUAAACUGAUACAAAAGUAGUUAGAUAGUUUUACAUGGUUCACCGCGUAUGGUUUUUACUCUUCAUUUUAUAAUUAAUAAGAGCAAGAGAAAAAAAUGUAAUUAUUAUUUAAUAAUUUAUUAGAAUCUUUUUAUUAUUUAAUAACGUUUGUAAAGUUAUAAUGAAAGUCUACUAAUUAAU
Phyllotreta striolata is the source of this 1553-nucleotide messenger RNA. NCBI's taxonomy places the organism in Eukaryota, Metazoa, Arthropoda, Insecta, Coleoptera, Chrysomelidae. The record is from the annotation of a GenBank genome assembly.